Messenger RNA from Sinocyclocheilus rhinocerous, 2702 nucleotides. Its product is annotated as NF-kappa-B-repressing factor-like. NCBI's taxonomy places the organism in Eukaryota, Metazoa, Chordata, Actinopteri, Cypriniformes, Cyprinidae. Gene Ontology annotation, cellular component: nucleolus; nucleoplasm. The transcript has 3 exons. Gene Ontology annotation, molecular function: nucleic acid binding. Bases 58 to 2589 code for a protein of 843 amino acids. The record is from RefSeq and is a predicted model, not a curated record.
ACUGCGCGCACUACGUUGUUUCCGGUUAGCUACUGGCUAGUAUCGUCAGACACCGGGAUGAUCAGACCUCAUUCAACGGGCCCGUGUGUUUUAAGUAAACCCGCUGGUCUUCGUUAUUGGAACUGUAAUAUCGAUGAUUGCCGUCAGCAGUACGAGAGUGACAAGCAUUGGUCCGCUAGACGUCAGUUCAUUGUGAAACACAUUGAAGAGUACGAGGGAAAUGCUCUUGAUAAGCUACUGGCCCUGUCGAUGGUCUGGGUCAACCAUGUUUUCCUGGGAUGCAGGUAUGGCUCCCAACUGAUGCACAAGGUGCUUGAGAUGGCAGAAGGGAUUGAUGUUGGCAAAAUGCCCUCAUAUGAACUAGUUCCAAACGUUGAAGCAAAAAAGAGGCUAUAUUCAUCUGAUGGAAGUGAAGAGCCCAUGAGGAAGAUGCCUUUGUCAAAAUUCACAUCCAGACCUCGAUUUGAACCAGUACACUUUGUAAGUGGCGGAAGCAGUGGCAGUCGAAUUGGAGAAACUGACGAAAAAGAAAACGAGAAGGAGCGCAGGAGGGGUGAGAUGAAUGACGUAAGACAAAGGGAACCAGAUCAUCAACCGUAUAAUGGUAACCGGUAUGGUUAUGAUUUUUUGCCUGAGCACAGAAGUAAGGACGUUGCCUCGGGUGGCACAAGUGGGCUUGGCUAUGGCAGCAGAGGGUCCACCCCGAACUUCAUGGGCAAGGUGCAACAGGAGUACACCGCUAGAUAUGAGGCGCAUACUGCCAGACAAUCGGACUCAUUCUCACAUGCAGGCCGAGCUAAUGGAUACGGAAGUGCUGGACGGUCUGGAGCCUGGGAUAGCGGACGGCGUGGACUGGGAUUUGGACACCAGGAUAGACCGACGUCCAACAAGGCUUUCAGCAGGUUAUACGACGGUCCAAGCAGAGGCGGCUCUGGCCUUCUCCCAACACCCUCACUGCUGUUAUCUAUCCCCACAUCAACAAUUGACGAAAAACAGAGGCUGAUUACCAGAGUAUCAUCGGCCGUUGCCAUUACCCUGAGAGAUCCUGCGUUCAUGAGUGGACCAGACAUGCCAAACUACAAUUUCAUACUCAGCCGCAGCAUUCAGGCUUGCAAGACGAACCCAGAGUACAUCUAUGUUAAUUUAAGAGAUAUUCCACCCGCUGACCUUCCUAAAAACAGAAAAGUACCCUCUGAAGGAUAUGCAUGUGAACUUAGGUGUCAGUCUGUGUACCUUGCCACAGGGUACUCUGGAAGCAAAAACGGUGCCAGAGACCGAGCGUCAGAACAGGCCGUCAAGCUGUUCAUGAGGCCGGUGGAAAUUCGUGUCCUGCAACGGCUGUACAAGCAUACUUACGUUAAUGACAUGGUGGUGUGCCAGGUUAACACUCCAAACCCAAUCCUCCCCCCACCUCUUCGCAACCCCGAGGACAAGCCACUCCCUAGUACCAAGGGCCAGUAUGAGCCUGACCGAAGCAAACACUGGACAGAAUUUGUAAUCAUGGAGAAUGCACAUGAUGCCAUCUGUAUACUCAACAACUCGGCUGCGUUCAACCGCAUGAAAGUUGAUUACACUUUUGACCCGGUUCCCAACAGCAAUUUAUGGCUCUGUAGUGUGUAUUUACAGGACGAGCUGGUGGCACAAGCCAGAGGGACCAAGAAGAGCUCAAAACAUGCAGCGGCAGAGGUGGCAGUAAGGAAGUUGCGAAUGAACCAGGCUGCUCGUCAACAAGAGCAGCAACAGCAGCAGAAUUUUUCUGGAGGCAACCACACUACAGACCAGCCUGGCAGUCGCUACGCCCAGCAAAGCAACAAGAAAGCACAGCUAGGUGAAUUGGUCAUCCUUGAAAACUCUGAUAACGCUAUUUGCAUAAUAAAUGACACUGCUCAAUUUAAUAAAGUGCUUGCUGACUACAAGUUUACGGUUCUGCCAGACCAUCGCUGGAGGUGUGAAGUUUACCUCGAUGGUCAGUAUGUGGCUGCUGGCCUUGGACCCAAAAAGACAGUGAAGCACAUUGCAGCAGAGGAGGCCCUCGCCACACUUCGGCGCACACAAGCUGUGGUGAAGUCCAACCUCAGGAAAGAGGGCCAUGUGGAUGCAAUUUCCCGAAAUCAAAUCAUGGCUCAUUCUGGAGAGGAAUCCAUGCGGCAGGAGAUCAAGGAGGACAACAUUGGUAACCAGCUACUCCGUAAGAUGGGCUGGACAGGAGGUGGUUUGGGUAGAGAAGGAGAGGGCAUUGCUGAACCCAUCAAGGUCAAAGAGCAGUUUACCAGGGAAGGACUCGGUAUGGACAUGGACAGGCACAGUAAUCAGCUAACUAAGCGUGAUAUUGAGGAAAUAAUUCGGAAUUAUGCGAGUUCAGACCGUCAAGAUGACCUGCGCUUCUCCACAGAGCUUAACAAUGAAGAGCGCAGGCAGAUACACCAAGUAUCCCAAAGAUAUGGGCUGCGCAGCAAAUCAUACGGACAGAGCCGACAGCGCUUCCUCGUGGUUAGCCGCAGAGUUCAGAAGGAACAGCUGAUUGGUCAGCUAUUGCAGGAGGGGCAGGUGGGACGAUAUGAACUGGUGAAACCUCAGGCUUCACAAUGACUAGGCUCAGCAGGCCUCUGAGAAACCAACAGAUGACCAUUAAUAAAAGCGAAGUGGUGUUACUUGUUACUUUUCCUUUAAUUUGUUUCCGAAGAUUGUAAAAUAUUUUUUUU